AAUAUAUACUAAAAUUUUUAGAAUUUUUGGAUAUUAUGCGACGGAUGACAGAAGAAUACUCAUCUCCUUUUCAAAUGUGGAUGGGCGGCAACUUAUUAAUUGGAAUAUAUGACCCACAACAAGCAAAACAUAUCUUACGCAACAGAAAUUGUAUCGAUAAAAGUAUAAUGUAUAAACUUGCCGAACCAUUAUUUGGUAUGGGAUUACUUACUGCUCCUGCAUCCAUAUGGACUCGAAUAAGAAAAAUAGCUGCAUUUACAUUCAGUCCAUCUAUGUUGCAAAAUUUUUUUAAGAUUUUCGUUGAAGAAUCCGAAAUACUUGUACAUCAAUUGCAAAAAAACGAUUUAAACGGAAAUGAAAUUGAUCUCCAUGAUCAUAUAUCAAAUUGCUCUUGGAGAAUGGCAUGCGGUUCUUUGAUGGGCAUAAAGUUGGAACAAGAAAAAAACAAGGAAUAUGUCAAAGCAAUUCAGAGGUUGAAAAAUAAUAUUAUAUAUAGAGUAAGAAACAAAUUAUUUUUUGAUUGUAUAUUCUAUAUUACUGCUUUGGGGCGCAACCACAAGAAAGAUACAGAUUUUAUAAAUUCACUUAGCGAUGAGAUGAUACAGCAGCUCACACAUGAUCUCAAUAAUCCGAAUACAAAAGAUGGAAAUAGCCGUACUCACAGAACAUUUUUCGAAAUUCUGACAGAAGCAUCGCGUAAAAACAAUUUUACACGAGAAGAGAUUCAUGAUAAUGUAAUGACAAUGUUACUAGGGGCCAAUGACACAAUUACUAGUUUGAUUAAUUUUGUGACCUUUCUAUUAGGGAGUUUCCCCGAAGUGCAAGAAAAGGUAUAUAAAGAAUUAUGUGAAAUUUAUGGAACUAAAAGUACAAAAGAUGCGCCAGUCAUGUAUGAGGACUUACAAUAUAUGUGUUAUUUGGACGGUGUCAUAAAAGAAACUAUGAGAAUUUUUCCCACUGUACCUCUAAUUUCACGAAAGGCAACAAAAGACAUAAAAAUAGGUUUGUUCUUUUUUUUGCAUUCUUAUUUGAAUUACUUAUUGUAAAUAAUAAGAAAAUUC
This is a messenger RNA of Vollenhovia emeryi, 1061 nucleotides long. RefSeq names its product cytochrome P450 4V2-like. NCBI's taxonomy places the organism in Eukaryota, Metazoa, Arthropoda, Insecta, Hymenoptera, Formicidae. The coding region runs from base 36 to 1046 and encodes 336 amino acids. The transcript is spliced from 9 exons. The record is from RefSeq and is a predicted model, not a curated record. Gene Ontology annotation, molecular function: iron ion binding; monooxygenase activity; heme binding.